ACACUAACCAGGCGGAACUGGUUUAGUUCAAAACCAUUUUUAUAACGUCUUUUUCCAAGUGCUUAGCGUUGCCAGCAUUAGACCUGUUGCCAUGGUGACAGACAUUUUAAAACAUUUUAAACAAUGAAGACUGAGUGGCACAGUAGGCUUCUGUUGCAGUCCGUUUGGAGAGACGUAAUGCAAGUAAGUACAAAGAAACUGACUUAAAAUGGACUCUGAUGUCGAGAAGAUGAGAAAGUCUGUGCACAAGUGUAAACUUGAUGGCAUUCAAGACACCCAGCAGGACAUAAACGGAGCAAUUCCUGAUCAUUUGGACUCCCUUCAGCCAGAAACCACCAACAGUGAAAUGCAGUCAGAUGAUAAAGAGCUUUUUAGACAGUGGAAGAAAGGACGACAGCUCCCAUCUACUAAAUCACAGCGUGCUGCAGGGGACGCUAGUCUUGAAAACAGGGUUUUCAAAAUCCGCCAGGGUUUACUUCAAAAAUCGAAUGGAAAUGUCACUCAAGAUUUGAAUGAGCAGGCAAUUGAGUCCUUGCACAGAAUUCUAGCAGGAGCAGAUCUGAUAAGGAAGGAAGAGGCUACGAUGAGCAUCCUUAAGUCGAAAUAUGAUUUUCAGAUGGAUCAUAAAUCUGUACAUCUGCCCUUUGGUUACCUGGUUAGAUCCAAUUCAACAAGGUCUGUUGAAUGCUCCUCAAAUCCACCCAAAGUUAUUUUAAAAGAAAUGUCAAAGGGCAGAGAAAAAGGCAGAGCAGACAAAAGUUCAUCAUUCAAGGGUAAACAUUUCGACUUCUUCGAAGUUGUGAAGGAACAACUCCAACAGAAGGAUUUGGAAAAUCAACAAGUUGUCCGUAUGUUUUUGGUGAAGCAACAAGAACUUAAAGAUAUGAAAGAAAUGUUAAAGCGUAAUGACAAAGAAACCCAACUUCUAGCUGAAAAGCUGAAAUGCGAAGAGCAGAAAAAGACAGAGGUCACCACCAGGUUCGACCACAUUUGUGAAGACAUGAAGAAGGAACUUGAUGAAGCUAAGAGUAACAACAAAACCUCAAUGAAGCAGCUGAAGGCACUGAUGGAAAAAUACGAGCGCCUCAAAACACGUGCCAAGACAUUGAAGGACCAACUCAGCGAGGAGCUCGUCGAGAAAAAGAACUGUCAGAAAUCCUUAAAGAAGCUUCAGCAGAUGUCUCAAGAGCUGCUAACCAAGCAGAAACUUUUAGAGGAGCAAAGGGAUGUAGCAGGACGAGAUCUUGCCUUGUGUAAUGAGACCCUGCAGAUGAUGGACGCCGAGCACAAGAAGAACAUCAGCGUCAUUCAGAGACUUGAGGAGGAGGUGUCAGCCUUGAGAAGAGAAUCUGCAAACUUCAGAGAUCAUUUACGCAAAGCUCAGGAGAAGAACAAGGAGCUCAUUCAGUCAAGCCGCUCUAGAGAGUCUGACCACGAGAAGAAUGUUAAACAGCUUCAGGACAGGAUUGAAAAUCUGAACGUUGAAUUGGAGAAGUGCCAAACUGAACGAGACGUGACGCAUCAGCAGAUGGAGACUAUGAAAUAUGAAUCGAAGUUGAUUCACAACAAGCAGAGAGUCGAGAUACUUCAACUGCACGAGCAGCAAAAAGCCUAUCUGCAGCAAAAUGAAGCUUUGAGAAGAGAGGCUGAGAGUUUGAUGGAGAUGGUCAACAAACUUAAGACAGACAAGCAAGUCCUGGCGGAGAAUAUGGAGGCGAUUCAUAAAGAUAAGAUGGUGUCGGAGAUGGCAAGCACCAAGGAAGGAGAACGACUCAAAGAGGCCAUUGGUUUGCUGGAGCGAGAGAGAGAAGUGCUGUUAGCAGAGAUGGAAGACUUGCGUAAGGAUUACCUUGGGAUCAGUGACAGGAUCACGCUGAAAAUGGGCCACAUUGAUGCAGCUGAUCCUCCGAUGACCAUGACUGACAUCACUACAAGUCGUCAACGAAAUGCACUUAAGUUCUCUCCAACUGAUGAUGUGAUUCAAGAUAUAAGAAGAAAACUGGAAGAGGAGAUUCAGCAAAAAUGAUUUUUUUUUUUUAAGAACAUUUCAGGCACUUGUCAUUUGUUAAGACAAAGUCCCUUUCUAAGGCACUCAAUGAAAUACCCAUAAUACACAAACAAACAAUAAAAAAAGACUUGUGGUUCAUUCUUAGUAGUUCCUACAUGGAAUAGGUAAUCUGGUUGGUUUGGUUAUUGAUGAUUUGACAUGAUCCAGGAUUGUUUCGUUCUUCAAAACUCCUUUGAGAGUUGUUGUCAUAACCUGCUUGGGAGCAGGUUUAUUUCAUAUAAAUAGGAUUGGAUUGGAUAAUUUCAAGCAAAGGUGAUACUGAAAGUGUGUAGCAAAUGCUGAUUUGCUUACAGUAGUAACCUACAGGUUCUAAACACGGAUAGAAUAGUUAAAACGUAUAAAUAUAUACUUAUAAAUAAAGCUGUUAUGCAAUCUACACUCUCAAAUAAAAGUACAAACACUGU
Molecule: messenger RNA, 2472 nt
Organism: Danio rerio (zebrafish)
Lineage: Eukaryota; Metazoa; Chordata; Actinopteri; Cypriniformes; Danionidae
Source: RefSeq, a predicted model, not a curated record